Molecule: messenger RNA, 1343 nt
Organism: Labeo rohita (rohu)
Lineage: Eukaryota; Metazoa; Chordata; Actinopteri; Cypriniformes; Cyprinidae
Product: cathepsin S-like
Biological process (GO): immune response
Cellular component (GO): lysosome
Molecular function (GO): cysteine-type endopeptidase activity
Source: RefSeq, a predicted model, not a curated record
AAAUUAGCACGUGAUGGAACAAAAUAAAAGCAAAGCAACCAGGAACUCACAGACCUUGACCAUCACCUCCUCUAUCGACGACCACAAGUGCAGCUUAAAGAGAGUGCACAGGCCAUGAUGUUUGGGAUCUUGCUGUUUGUUGUGUGUUGUAGCGCAGCACUGGCCCAUUUCAACACAAAUCUAGACCAGCACUGGGAGUUGUGGAAGAAGACGCAUAACAAGUUUUACUCCAGUAAGUAUGAGGAUUUGGGAAGGAGGGAGUUAUGGGAGAGAAACCUUGAACUUAUCGCCCUUCACAAUCUGGAGGCCUCCAUGGGCCUGCAUUCAUAUGACCUGGGCAUGAACCACAUGGGUGACAUGACAACAGAAGAGAUCCUACAAAUGUUAGCUACAACUCGUGUCCCUCCUGGCUUUAAGAGACAAGCACCAGAAUUUGUGGGCUCUUCUGGAGCUGCAAUCCCAGACUCUGUAGACUGGAGAGAGGGAUAUGUCUCCAGUGUGAAGAUGCAGGGUGCAUGUGGUUCGUGUUGGGCGUUCAGCUCUGUUGGGGCUCUUGAAGGUCAGCUGAUGAAGACCACAGGAAAGCUGGUCGAACUCAGUCCUCAGAAUCUGGUGGACUGUUCCUCCAGUUAUGGCACCCAAGGCUGCAAUGGUGGUUGGAUGAAUGAUGCCUUCCAGUAUGUUAUUGGUAAUGGAGGAAUAGACUCAGAGUCAUCUUACCCUUAUGAAGGAGUGCAAGGGCAGUGCAGAUACAAUCCAUCCCAUCGUGCAGCAAACUGCUCCAAGUACUAUAAUGUCCAUCAGGGAGAUGAGGAGGCCCUGAAGCAGGCUGUUGCCAACAUUGGACCAAUUUCAGUGGCCAUUGAUGCUACUCGCCCUCAGUUUAUCAUGUAUCGCAGUGGAGUUUAUAAUGAUCCAUCCUGCACCAAAAACAUAAACCAUGCAGUGCUGGUUGUGGGAUAUGGUGCGAUUGCUGGACAGGACUUUUGGCUGGUCAAAAACAGUUGGGGUACCGGAUUUGGAGAUGGUGGCUACAUCCGUAUGGCCAGAAAUCAGAACAACAUGUGUGGCAUUGCCUCAUACGCCAGCUAUCCUGUUAUGUAACUGAAGUCCUGUUGAAAUCAAAAUAAAAAUAAGAUUUAAGAUUUAUUUUUUUAAUAUUCUCAUUUAUAUUCUCUUAAAUUCCAUUGUCUUUUUUAAUCCAUCAUAUGAGUGUGUUUUUGGUAAAGCUUGAAGAGGAAAUAUGCUUUCGCUCUAUUCAGUCAAAUGAAUUGUUUUUAUUUAGUGAAACAUCACGACAAACAGUUUUACACAAGGUAUUAAAGGAUUUUUCAAGAUCAGCA